This is a messenger RNA of Aedes aegypti (yellow fever mosquito), 1369 nucleotides long. RefSeq lists its product as uncharacterized. The transcript is spliced from 3 exons. Bases 52 to 1287 code for a protein of 411 amino acids. NCBI's taxonomy places the organism in Eukaryota, Metazoa, Arthropoda, Insecta, Diptera, Culicidae. The record is from RefSeq and is a predicted model, not a curated record.
ACAUUGGCAACACCAGAGCGCGACCAGUUAUCCUUUGUACUUCACCGCAAGAUGAUUGGUCGUUCGAUUUGGGACAGUGUCCACCACUGGUGUCAGGUUACCGCCAACAAGGUCAACCACGCAUGGUCCGGCGAAGGAAACGACUGUUUCCACGUGUUGGAUCUGUUGCUCCAUCUUGCAGGGGUUCCCAACGGGAUGACAUCUAAGUACGAGUGGGAAACUAAUGUUCGCUACUUUCUGCAUGCCCUGUAUGCUUUCCAAACAUUCAUAGCAGUUUUGCAGACCAAACAUGUGCUGGAACGGGAUAACGUGUUUGACGUUUUCGUCGAAGUCAUGAAAUGGACGUUCUUCAUUGUUGCCUACUGCAAAAUGUUGAUCAUGAUUCGGCUGGGACGAUCAGUAGCGGCCGUCCGGAGUUUCAUCACCAGUAAGCAAAUGCAGUCUGGGGAUGCGGCCUUCGAUGAGCUUCAGCGAAUCAAAUUCAAGCGAACUGCUCUUUUGCUACUGCGAGUUUUGUUUGUGCUGAUGGCUAUGGAUUCAGUUUGCCUUUCUGUUCCGAGCGCUGCAACGGCGAUUGUAUUUUUUGUUCCUCCCGAAAUGAGCCAAGGUGGACGCACAGUUACGUUGAUUAUCCAUUUCUUCGGUAUAAGCGUUAUGCCUUUUCUGAUUCUCUGUAAAUUUUCUUGUAACAUGGCGACCGUUGGAAUGCUUCUUUUGGGAAUGCAAGCCAACAUUAAAAUUUUAGCCAAUCGCUACGUUAACAUACUGGAUCGACGCUUAGAUGAGAAAUAUUACUUGGAGCAGUUGGAUCGAGAAGUGCGGAGCGCCGUCGAUCAACAGAUGGAUUACUGGAGACAUCUCCACAUCUUGAGAAAAAUAGUUGAGAGAACGUUUUUCCUGGUGCAUUACUAUGCCAUUUUCAGCAUUGGAGGGUUUUACUACAUUACUCAAAAUAUCGGUGUAAAUGCAUUCUCGAUACUUCUGAUGGCAACUACUCCGAUAUUCCUGGUGGAAUACUACUUAUGGUGCAAUUUGGUGGAAUCAAUUCAGGACGAGGCAGAGACCAUUGGAUACGUGAUGUUCGAGUUGUGUUCCCGGAUACCUUAUACUCGCGAUCAACACUCGGCUUACGUUCGUUUGAAGUCUAACAUGUUGAUAUUGUGGACCAACAGCUGCAAUAUACGAGCUAUGCGAUGUCUGGGGCUGUUCGACAUAUCUACGCUGGCGUUUGUCGAUUUGGUUAACGUGAGCUACUCGGUUUUGAUGUUUCUGAUCAACAUGAGUUAAACGAGCGACUUGUGAUGGAAGUUCUUAAUACUUUUUCGUUUUUGAUCUAAAUGAAGCUUUUCGAGCGACAUUGCAAUUUUUU